CAUGAUUGAAUGAUGGGGCCCAUAGUACUACUCACGUUCUACGAAGAAGAAAGUCAACAAAUAAAAACAUAGACGAUUACGAUUUUUCUAAAGCAAAUUCAAUCACCUUGUGUCUUCGUCUUGUGACUGUACAUCGGCCUCCCAUAUUAACUACAAUUAGCACAUCAACCUCAACAAGCAUACCAACUACGAGACCAAGCACCACAACGACGAUGAACUCCCAUUACAACUUACUCACAUUUACAUAAGUACUUUCUUCUUACCACACCAAACGCAAGCUACCAACAACCACUUGUACCCCAGCACAACAUCACUACUUCUACCUGACAAGAACAUUACAUACUUCUACACAACUAUCUCCUCCUCUUACCGAUCUACUCCCUCUUCACCCUCCAACAUCACAAGCAACACAAAGAUGAUUCAGUGGUUUGAGGUCUCCCGUGUCCCUCUCCUCCUAGAGGAGUUAGUCGCCAGUGCCGACGCAGCCUGGCUUCUUUGGUUUCUCCGGAUUGCUUUGCCUGCCAUCGGCGUCUGCUACUACUUUCGACACGAAAGUGGUACUGUUGGAGGGAUCGGCGCGGGCAAUAAGGGUAUGGUCAAAGGCAAUAAUGUCUCGUCUGUACGACUAGUUGAGCUCAACAAUGUUGUGCUUGUGGGUGGACCUGGAGAUGGACUAUCGAGAACUCGUCCAAACACAUAUGAACAUCUUUUGGAAGACUAAAGCCAGGCACCAACUAGAAGAUCUUGAUUUAUUCUGCAUGUAAAUGAUAUGUCCUUUCUGUUUAUGUUGUACAUCCCCGCCUCUACUAAGUCUGAUGCAGGAGCUGUCAACCAAGACCGCAAAUCAGGAGAGGAGAAACUCCAUCUCUCCUCGUCUGCAGAGGUGGUGCAUUUCUCGUCUACUGGCGCGACUAAGAAAAUUAUGUGCAUCUGGGCGUGGUGAAAAAUUUCAAUUUUUUUAUCUUACCUGAAAGACUGAUCGUCCAUGAUUAGCAAAACAUGAAAAGAAACCACAUGUGAUCAUUCAAGCGGAACUAGUAGAAUCAUUUCUAAUCUUCUCAGAGAUGACACGCUGCAUCUCAGAGAUAACUCGCGCGGAGGUGUCAGCUCUCUUCUCAAGUCCACCCAGUCUCGCUCGACUCUGCAAGAUGACCUUGAAGUGUCGCAACUUGGAACUGUCUCUGCUGGUGGAGCAGGCGUACGAAGCGGAGAUAACGAUAUUUCUGCCUCUGCUAUUGGCAGCACAAGUAUCCGGAAAAAUGGCGAUGUUCACGAGACGCUGUUGGGUUCUCCAGGUCUGGGUGCUCCAGGUCUGGACUGUAAUGGAACCAGCUCUGCUUCUGCUGGUCAAAGUCCUUCGGAUGAAGACAGCGCAUCUACUUCAGGUACGGACUUCACCUCCUAGCUCCUCUUGAUAUGCAAAACUCUACUCGUAUCUCUUCGAUCUAUUCCAUGAUAAGAAGCUUCGGCUUCACUUUUCCUAAUCUGCAACCGCAAUUGCCGAUUAUCACCGUCAUUUUUCCUAUUAUAUUUAUAAAUACUCACAGGUGGAAAUACAAAUAAGGAUGACAACAACGAGUCCGCGAAACCGCAGGAAACCUGUCCGAUCAACCGCGAAGCACAAGAGAAACUGAAGGUGUUAUUCGGUUUGUCACUGGGACAGGAACUGGAUUUAGUUUUGGAAGCUUAAAGGAAAGUGUGUUGUCACUGGGACAGGAACUGAAUUUAGUUUUGGAAGCUUAAAGGAAAGUCAAACUGACAUCAAUUCUUUCAUAUUCAUCUAAGUAGUAAAAACCAACAUACUUUUCUUUAUUUUACAGUGUGGUCACGACUCAGUGACGUGUAGGUGUAACAUGAUCACACUCUUGUGUAACACACUCUUCUUCAACAAGGUCACAAACCGUGCCAAUUUGGGUGGAAUUGAAGCCAUUUGGCACGAAUUGAAUGAAAAAAACGUCAAAAUUUCGGACAGAACUUACCGCUUGCUUGUGGAAUUGUGUCUCGAUGCUGCUCGUUGGUCUGAUCAACAGAGCGUGGGUACUAUUGUAGUUGAUACUAGGGUUCAUAUGUUGCUCUUGCUUGUGCUUUUUUUCUCUGACCCUCUCUCUGGAACUAUAAGUAGAGCAGGCAUUCUUGUAAUAUUAAAGGAUGCUACGGCUUGCGAUUGUGUCCUUGAGGGACAUCCACCGCAUCGAAGAUGACAACCUUUAGAUGAGAAGCAAUCCGACCAUAUAAACGUAUAGCUUUAUUCACACUCUACAUCUACUCCCGCACUCUACAGCCGAGCCCGCUUUCUGGAAGACGCCCAAAAAGCGUGGUUUUGCCGAGUCUCCUUCUUCAACUCGGGUUCCGAGUUAUCAGAAUACACCCUUGCACGGUUCAAGUGGAAAGUCGGUAAUUAUUGUUCAUCUAAUGAGAUUUUUGCUAACUAUUAAGUAGGUAUCUGUAACUAACUUCUGUAAGUAAGCAGAUUAUAGCACUGGUGGCAGGUGUGACCACCGCGGCCAGGUCUUGGAUUUGAUCAUGUAGAUAAACAUAAAAAUGACAUUAAACUACAGACAAGUGCGCGUUAAUCAGUUGAUGAAUCAUCUGUGAACUUAUUGUUAUUUUCAGGAACAAUCGCCGGACAAAAAUACUAUCAACGACUUGCUUGCGCUCGUUGGGGGACAACAGAAGAAAGAGGAAUAUCCAGCAGCUUUGUGUACUUUUUACCUGGUGAAUUUGUGCUAUUUAGACUCUGUUGGGCUAGUACUAGUACUAGUUGAUGUCAUCACCAUGAUCGUAAUCAGAUCAUGUUGGUGAUCUAGUACAUCUUCAUGAUCUUGCCAAAAACUAGAUACAGAAAACGACCGUCUGAUCAAGUUCGCACAUCAUAGACAUGAUUCCUCAAUUUCAACAUCCAGAUCCGACCGCCGAACACCAUGGGGCCAUGUUUUAUCAUCCUAUGAUUGCUGAUUACAACACGUGGGCCGAAUACUGGGCUUAUUUUGGCGCUCCUGCUGGGGCGCCACCUGGUGUAGUUCAUCCUGGCCACUAUGGACAUGGAGCUGGUGCAGCGGCCCCCGCGUCAUGGGCUGCUGGUGCAACACAUCAUGUUGUACAACAACCUGGACCUCCUUCAGCAGGGCACCAUGUUUAAGGCUACCACGACUUCUAAUCCUUCUCGUCUAGUAAGUAUCUGUGGGGAUGUUGAUCCCUCUAGAACAUUACGGAUAGCUGCUCUAACAGAUGCAAGGAACAGGAGCCGCUUCAGGAGCACACCAAACAGUGACAGGUGCUGGAGUUCCACCGCAACCUCCUGCUCUUCCUCCUUUCGCAGCUCCUCCGGCUCCUGCGAUGCCUCCGACUCCUGCGAUGCCUCCGACUCCUGUUAAGAUGCCGGCUCCAGUCGAACAACUUCUACCACCAGAGACGAAAAACUCAUCAACUACAAACAUGAUCCUGAUCGAAGAGGCUGAAGAACAAGGUAGUUGUUCUACUUCUGCGAUUAAAGUUGUCGGAAGUCGUGGACAAGAACAAUAUGCUGCAAACAAGGCAAAGAUGAAUGCGGGUUGUACUACAACCACUCCGAGUUCGACAACGCGUGGUGGCUCAACAUCUGUUACCGCAACACCUGAAAAAAGCAACAAAAGUAGAUGGUCAACACAGCAUUUUCAUUCUUCUCGUGCAGCGACUUCAACUUCUCCAGAGAUGAAGGAGCAACCUCAAGACGAAGAUAAAGUUGUUGAUAAACAAGAUAUUAAAGUUGUAGAGGACGACACAAAGCAAGAAGAUGAAGUUAGCGAAGGAGUUGAAGAUCUUGUUCAAAGAGGGAGAUCCGCUGAAGCAAACAAGAGUGUUGACGAGGCAGCUACCUCUGCUCCUAGCACUACAGUAAGUGCAGCUCCAGCUCCGCCGCCUGCUCCGCCGUCCGCGCCGACGUCUUUGAGUCCUAACAAAAAUGUCAAGCAUCAUGACCACAAUCGUGCUGGCAAUACCAGUAACACUGUUGUACCCGCUCCGCCACCUGCCGCACCACCUGCCCCACCAGGAUAUGGAGCAAUGUGGGGACCUGCUUCCCGAUAUCACUACAACAUGCAACAGCACAACAACAUGAUGGAUCCUGGUUCGAUGAAUAACGCAAACAAUUUUGCUCAUCAUCACCAGUAUUACAGUGGAGCUAGUAAUAUGCAGCAUCAACAAAUAAAAGGUGCUGGUGCACCUGCUCCGGGAUAUAAUACGAAUGCAUCUACUAAUGCUAAGGUCAGCUUUUAUCCAUCUUUCUCGGCAUCUUGGUGCCCUUUAUUUCCCUUGUAAUUCAUGGGAAAGGGGUCGAGAUGAGGGGACCAAGAUGAAUAACAGCCGACUCUAAUAGUGGGGCCUAUAAUCAACAUCAUCUUGUUGCAGCUGGGACUACAACUUCUGCUGGUGCGGCAGCUGCUCCGGUGCCACUGGUUCCUGGUCCCGCUGGCUCUCAUGGGUCUCAAAAAGGCGGUUCUUCGAAUCAUGUCAAUCAUCAACACACUUCUCAGCACAACAAUUAUAGUCAACAGAUGAUGACACCAGGAGGUGCUUCGACAAACCACAAUGCUUCUUUGGCUACGCCAACCGCGAUGACCACUAGUACAGAAACUACACAUCCGACUACAGCUGCUGCACAGCCUGUAUCUGGAAAUGGGUCGACAACAUAUCUUCAACAGCAGGGUGCUUCUAUGAUGAACCAAAACUAUGUUCAACAGAUGCCGACUGCCUCAAGCACGCAGCGUGAUGGAGCAGGACACAAUUUCUACGGAGGAGGCGGGUCCCAUGUUACAGCGAGUCCAGGGAAACGAGGCCAACACGACCGCAAUUACCACAACACGACCGCUUUUAACAGCAUUAUGGCUGCAGCUGGAAAAAAGAUGUCGAGUCUUUUUCUCUCCAAGAUUAUCUGUCCUCCUAUUCAAGUCCACACACAAAGCAUGAUCUAGAAACCCACACAUUCAAAACAUCAGAGAUUCCAAAACAUGAAACUUUAAGGUAAUUGAGAGCCCACCAUUGGGCCUAGAAACGUAAGCAAUGUCUUGGGGGUUCUACAAUAGUUUCACGUGCUUGCAAUUAUAGAAGCAAUAUGUUCUUUGUGCACACCUAUGAUCUUCCUCUAAUCACCACACCAGCGCCUACAAAAACAACGGUCAGCACUACAGCCAUACGGAGAAAUUGCAAAAGGGCGUCGCAAAUAAAGGAGAGACGCCUUCUGCUGAUUCAUCUGGUACUCGAUUAUCUAUGUAUGUUUCUUUCUGAUAUAUUAAAAAUACAGAGAAAAUCGAGUACCAGCUGAAUCAGCAGACAAGAGUAAAUCUAAUCAUGAACAUAUGUAGUUCUUCUAGUAACUAGAGGAGUUUAUUACCAGUGGAUAAGCAUUUCCCUUUCCCCCUUUCCCCUUUGCUUUGUUGGACUUACCCCCAGCAUUAAGUGCCUCUAGAAGUACCUGCUCACGUGCUUUUGGAUUUCCUCUUUCUACCGCAAAUGAGAAACUUGCGUGGAAGUUGAUCCUACGUGAUUUCCAUCUUACAACUGCAUCUACUACAUCUUCAGGUACCGACGCGACCACGACCGACCAAACACCUCCGCGCUUGCCAGCGUCCGACAAGAAAUACCAAUGAUCACCAUGUGACCCAUUCUACUUGGGUUUCCGACAUCGUCCAAAAACAAAAUUGAAUCACAAAUAAUUAAAAGAGAGACGCACAAAUACAAAAAAGACUAGAAACUUCUGUUCUUUUUCUAAAUUCUACACUUUUUUAUAACAUGACCAUAUAAUAAAUAUAUAAUGAUAAUGUUGUAACAACAUAGAAGAUAAUGUUGUAACAACAUAGACGAUUGAAUCGAUGAUCAUUAUAUACGGCAUAUUGAAUCAUCUUCAUGCAUGCUACUCAUAUAAAAAAAAGCUCAUAUCAUCCCAAGAGGAAAGGAGGACUCUUCGAGGAUCAGGAUUGGAAUUAUUUACUCUUUUUACCUACUGAAAAAAUUUGACUCUUUCUUUUUCUUGUUCAAUUUACAACCAAUAAACUACAACUACAUUCUUUCAUAUGGAUUCUUUCUUGCGAAGAAAUACCAUCCAAGAUCAGAAUGACGUCUGCAAAAAAAAAAUCGAACGAUAUGGAUAUUUUGAUUCAAAUUCAAACUUUUUCUCUGCAUUGAUGAGAUAUAAUUUUCAGGAUGUAAGCAUAGAUAUGGGAACGGAUUCUUAUUUUUCUCUUAGAUGAAAUUCAAAGAAAGGUCCUCUUCACGACUAUGUUAUGCUUACGAAAUUUAGUAGAUGUUCAGGAUCGUUGUUAUUGUUUAACAUUUACUCCUUCGUACUCUACGGCUGCGUUAAUCCGCUCGAGUAUGCAGGUAAAGCUGUGGGCGGCGGACUGAAUCCUAAUCCUAAUCCUAGCAUUAAAACUUCGGAUUCAGUCCUUCCACAGUGGCAGUCUACUUAUCUCAUCGUGUACAAAAAACAGUCGUAUAAUUACAUAGGCGCGGCUACAAAAAACAAGAUCUGACGAGAAGUGACCAAAAUAAUUGAGUAGAACGUUAAAAAACUAAGUCGUGACUAUGAUCCUCGUAGCUGUACGAGAUUUGGUGAAGAAAUAUGGAUAAAAACAAGAUAGACACAAAAUAUAGUGAUGAUGGUCUACAAAAAAGAGAGAUUUUGAUGUUUGAAGAUGUCGAGUUGCAGUUGUUCUUGUAGUUGCUAAGUAUAUAAAAAUUCAAAAAAGGUAUACCCCGUGUCCUCCCAAUAAUUAUAGAAGUCGUAAUCUUACUAGAAAUUGACUAACAAAAUCAAAAUUGAUUAUUCUUGGUGAGAAAAAGUAUCCGCAUCGUGCUGGAUCAACAUCGCACGAACGCUUCUAAAUAUGCAGAUGAGUAUCCGACUACUCAAUUUGGCCAUCCAUCAUUGGAGAAUCAGCGCAUCAACCUUCAGUCGAGAUGAAGCAUUCAGAGAGAGAGAGAGAUGUCAGUGAUGAAAGUCUGUCUUGUUGUCAUCCCGUACCGAAUCUGUAUCGUCUUGCCUGCUUGUUCUUGUUUUGACAGAUCUUCAUCUUCUUUAUCUUCUGUCAUUUCCUUCGCCUUCCGCAGAUGUGGAUUUUUCGGCUUGUUGCUGCACCUAUUUUGCGGAUAUAAAGUAAGGAGAAGUGUCCUUCUCCUGCAUACAAGCCUCCAUACUGGUUGUAAAACGAUAGGUUGCAAGAAUUCUCUUCAUCAAAUAGAGCAGGAAAGAGGACACGACGACGAGGAACUACUGACAGCAUUCCUUGACCGUCACCACUUUCUAAAUAGACCUAGACCUACACCUACAAGGUAUUAAGUCUUCAACCUUUAUUUGUUAGAAAUUUCCCAGACGCCUACGCCAUUUGUAUCAAGAAGAAGAAGAAGAAGAUGCUAAAAA
Amoebophrya sp. A25 is the source of this 7393-nucleotide messenger RNA. The record is from the annotation of a GenBank genome assembly. Lineage: Eukaryota; Dinophyceae; Syndiniales; Amoebophryaceae.